Nymphaea colorata (pocket water lily) is the source of this 1731-nucleotide messenger RNA. RefSeq lists its product as uncharacterized. NCBI's taxonomy places the organism in Eukaryota, Viridiplantae, Streptophyta, Magnoliopsida, Nymphaeales, Nymphaeaceae. The record is from RefSeq and is a predicted model, not a curated record. The coding region runs from base 450 to 1544 and encodes 364 amino acids. The transcript is spliced from 4 exons.
CGACAGCCAAGGGAGAGUUCUUGCAAGUUUGCAACAGUCAAGCGCGGGCAUGUUAUAACAAGUAUAAUGCUCUCCCUCAGGCCUCAACAUCACUUGGCUUCUGCGACCUCAUCGGCAAGAUUCCUCCAUUAAAUAACUUAGUUCAAUAAAUCAAGAUGGUUCUAUCCCAUCAAUGAUUACAUGACGGAAAAAGAAGAGCUACUGGCAGUCUGGCAUCAUUAGUGGUCCCGACUUAGUCACUGCAACUUCACUUCCCAAUCUGAGAGUUUUUAUGGGUGUCUUCCUUUUCUCCUGCUUCGUGCAAAAAUGGACGGAUUUCAACCAAUCUACUGAUGCCCAUGUUUCAAUUCCGAAGAACAAUGUAUUUCCGCUCCACUUUCGGGGUUCAACAGAUGAUGGGAGUUUAGUUCUUCGAUUUCUUUCCGCGUGGUUUAAUUUAGAAACUGAAGAUGAAGUCUGCAGAGGACAAUGGUUUUUGUGAUUAUGGGACCGAAGGUGAUAACGUCAACAGCAGUUCCUGUAAUUUUGAAUUUGACAAGGGAACGAGCACAAGCAAGGGAAUGAAUCCUCGAGCAGUUUUAAGCCCUUUAAGCAAACCAGGUCCAUCGAAAUGGGAUGAUGCAGAGAAGUGGCUUAUUGGUUUGUCUAAUGGGCUUGACCAGGGACACUCAAAAACUAACAAGCCAAGAAAUUCUAAUGCAGAUGACAGGAAGCAUUUAUUGCAAAAGACCAGGAGCACUGGUGAGGGAUCAAGCAACUGUGGGCCGGUUGUGAAUUCAAAUGCAGAUGAAGGAGAGACAAGGAAGAUUGAUUGUGAAGAGUCCUUUUGGAUGAUCAACAAGCCAACUGAGGAUUCAUCGAUAAUACGGUCGAUCUGUGUGAGGGAUAUGGGAACCGAGAUGAGUCCAAUUGGCAGUGAAGAGCCUUCAAGGACAGGUACUCCACUAAGAGCAGCUACACUUUCAAUGAGGAGCCCCGAUAGGACUCGAGUUCCUUCAAGGCGCAAUCAAGCAGUGCAAUCCAUUGAAAGUGAUCAAGUUGGUUGGAGAACUGCUGAAAACAGAAGUGAUAUGGUGCCUCACGGAAGGUCUAGUUUUUCUGGGACAUGCCAGGUGGGCAAAGAUGGUGAAGAAUCAGAUGCUUCAAAGAUACUUCAUGAAAACAAUUUGGAGCAAAACAGAAGAAGCAGUAUGGUGGAGACCCGUGCCUUGGCUUGGGAUGAAGCAGAGAGAGCAAAAUACAUGGCGAGAUACAAACGUGAGGAGGUCAAGAUUCAAGCCUGGGAAAAUAGUCAGAAAAGAAGAGCUGAAGCAGAAAUGAAGAAAACAGAGGUUAAGGCUGAAAGAAUGAAAGCUAGGGCACAAGAGAGAUUGGCAAAUAGAUUGGCUACGACUCAAAGAAAAGCAGAUGUAAAACGAGCAAAUGCAGAGGCCAAAAUGAAGGAGCAUGCUGUAAGGACAUCAGAGAGAGCGGACUACAUACGUAGGACCGGACAUCUUCCAACUUGCUUCUUUUCCUUCAAAUUGCCAUCAUUCUGCUGGUAAAAAAACAUAACAUGUAAAGAAAUGUGAUCCAAAUAAGUGAGGCAAACAAUGCCUUGUAUCUUGAGAGCAUGUGGUUGAAUUUUCCAUUUUUCCCAUCAUUUUCAACCAUAUAACAGACUUUUCCAUGUAUUAUUGUUGCCUGGUUGCAUAAUCCUUCUGUGUGGUAUCCAUACCUUCAUUUCUUUUA